AUGGCAUCCAAUAUAAAGACAAAUAGUGUCUGCAACUGCAGCAACCAGGAAGCAGGCCACCAUCAGACGGAUCAGGGGCCAGAACUUCUCUCCUCUAUGGAAUACGUGGAAGCCCCAGACCCCAGGCCAGGAGCCCCUCUUCGAGUUGCAGAGAACGUUGUUCCAGGAGCUGAGGACUGGCUGCCGAGAGUCUCUGGGCACCCAGCCUGGGCACUGGAGACAGAGCGUCACACACAUCUGGAGCUGAGUGAGGAACAGCGGUUGCAGAUUUCUAAGGAGCUAGUUGAUCUGCAGAUUGCAACCCAUCACUUGCGUGAACAGCAUGAGGCUGAAGUCUUUGAGCUGAGGAGGGAAGUUCUUCGACUGGAAAGUCGGGUGCUAGAGCUAGAAUUGCAUGGAAAUGGUGCCUGCCAGGGACAUAGAGUCCAGUCAGCGGCCAAUCUGGGGCAAUACCAGGUGCCACCACUAGAGCCCUCAGGAGGCCAGCAGAAGCUGCAGGAGGAACUGAAAUGGGUUCAGGAGCAUCACAGAGUCAGGCAACAGGCACUGGAGACACAAGUGGAAACCCUAAGUCAGCAGUUGCAGGGAGCCCGAGAGGAAGCCAUGUCAGCUGGUCAGCAACUGGCUGCCCAAGCCAUGGUACUGUCCUCCUGUCGGGAUCAGCUCCGGCAGGCUGAAACUGAAAAUGCCCAGCUGCAGCUCCAGUUAAAGAAGCUGAACGAGGAGUAUGCUGUCCGGUUGCAGCGCUAUGCCAAAGAGACAGUGGAGAAUGCCAGUAGCACAAGUCAGGGAGCCCUUCAAGCUUUCCUGGAGGCUACUCUGCAGGACAUUCGGGCCGCACACCGAAGCCGAGAGCAACAGCUGGCCCAAGCUGCCCGGGCCUACCGCAAGCGCCUGGCAGAGGUGAACCAGAGGCAGGAGUUGCUGCUAACCACUUGCAGGGCUACUUUUGCAACAGCCAUCAACCUGGAGCCAUUACCCAUGCAGUGGGCCACUGAACUCAGCCACCCAAGGGAAAACAAGUAUGGUCGACAUAGGACACGGCUACUGUACCCAGAGAAGGGAUCUGGUGACGCUACCAACGACAAGCCACAGCCACUGGCUCUAGACACUGCAUCCUGGGCCCAAAUCCAGCAGAAGCUGCAGGACUUCUCCCAGAACACUCAGGCGGAGCUAGAACGGGAACGGGCACAGCUGUUGGUUCGGGCCACCAUGGCCGAGCAGCAGCUUUCUGAGAUGCAGGAGUAUGUGGAGCAGCACUUGGGCAGGUACAAGCAGGAAAUCCUGAAACUGAGGAAGUUGGUGAAUACAGGAGAUCUCCAAGGAGUAGAAACUGUGCCUUCCACUAGGCCUCAGCGCCCAAGGACUCACAGUCACUAGCUAGUUGCCCAGA
Arvicanthis niloticus (Nile rat) is the source of this 1393-nucleotide messenger RNA. RefSeq names its product coiled-coil domain containing 78 (gene Ccdc78). Gene Ontology annotation, cellular component: cytoplasm. Lineage: Eukaryota; Metazoa; Chordata; Mammalia; Rodentia; Muridae. The record is from RefSeq and is a predicted model, not a curated record.